UCAUCAGCAAAAGACCUGUCGCAUGUGCCCUGCAAAUUCUUUCGCGUAGGCUCUUGCACCGCGGGUGCAUCCUGCCCGUUCUCGCACCAAGUCCAGCAGCCUGGCCAGCAGAAGGACGUCUGUGCAUGGUUCAUCAAGGGAAACUGCAAGUUCGGCCACAAAUGCGCACUUGCGCAUAUUCUCCCU
Messenger RNA from Fomitiporia mediterranea MF3/22, 186 nucleotides. RefSeq lists its product as uncharacterized. The annotation marks the transcript as partial. Gene Ontology annotation, molecular function: metal ion binding; ubiquitin protein ligase activity. NCBI's taxonomy places the organism in Eukaryota, Fungi, Basidiomycota, Agaricomycetes, Hymenochaetales, Hymenochaetaceae. Gene Ontology annotation, biological process: protein polyubiquitination. The transcript has a single exon. The record is from RefSeq and is a predicted model, not a curated record.